UGUCAGUUGAACGAAACGUGUCCUGCUUCUAUACAGUGAACCCAUUUAAAGGUGGCAAAGACGGUGCGCUCUGGUGCCCUGUGUAAAUCUCCGGUUCUUGUCUUCCUCCUUAUCAUAUCUGAACAUUCUCAAUUUCUAUUUGUAACUAUCAAUUUUAUUAAGCUCUCUUCUGUGUCAACCGCUGUUUCGAUGGACUUCCAAAUGGCUCAUGCUCAUGGCCAUGGCAAAGCUCACGAGCAAGAACAAGAACCUCACAUUGUUGGGGAUCACACCAGUGGCGAAGGGGAAGAUAAGCAUCACCAGGAGACGAAAUGGGUUCUGAAGAAGGUGAAAGCAAAGGCAAGGAAGAUAAAAGACACGCUCACAAAACAUGGUCAUAAUCACAAUCAUGACCACGAUCAUAUCCCUGAUGAUCAUGAUCUUGAUGAGGAAGAAAUGGUCGAAGACCCUGAAGUUCAUGGUGCACCAAUAUACGAGGCCACAGCCAUUAAGACCAUUGGGGUCGUGGACUCUCGAGUCAAUACUGAAAAGUCAACAGUCAUGGAGGUUGAUCGUCGGCUGCCGAGCCUGAAUCCUGAUGAAGGGGCUGAUCUUGAAAACGUUGAUAGUGUAAACGACGCCGUAGGUAAAGGAAAUCAAAGGGUCAAUUUAGGUUUGACGACGGUCGUGGGUGAAAUUCCUGCAGCACCACAAAAUACACCUGUAUCUUGCACUGAUCCUGGAAUUCAACACACCAGAGACGAUGACCCAAUCAGAACUUUUCUGUAUCCUGAAGAGGAACUUUCAGGGCAACCGAAAGUGAACUUGCAAAGACCGAAAGGCUUGGUAGAGGAUCCUGGAGCUCCAAGGGACACUGCUGGUGCUUAUGUUCCUGGGAAUUAUCAAAACAAAGGCAGUUACCAUACUGGCAAAGGUGGUGAAAAAGCAGGAGUUACCCCAGUUAUUCAAUCUUUUGACAAAAUGAAAAUCUAUGACGAAUCAAAACUAAAUUCAGGAGAGAAACAGAGCUUAUAUUCAGGAGAAAAACAGAGCUUACCUACUGGAACCGGAGAUUUUCUUACUAGUUUGCCAACUGGAAGCCAUGACCAGUUCUCGCCAGAAUUAUCUCCCCCAGAACGUAAGAGCACAGAAGACAAUCCACAAGAGAACGUACUUGGCAGGCCCUCGAACCAGGGUAGCUAUACUGAGAAAUUUUCAUCUGCCACUUCUGCAAUUGCCGAUAAAGCAGUCUCUGCUAAGAAUGCCAUAACUUCCAAGCUUGGAUAUGGCGAGAAACACCACAGAGGAAAUGCCCAGGAACGCGGGGUUGAAGGGCAAGACAAAGGAAUAUCAGUGAAGGACUAUCUUGCAGAGAAAUUGAAGCCCGGAGAAGAAGAUAGGGCUUUAUCAGAGGUGAUAUCUGAGGCUUUUCAUACAAAGGAAGAAGAACCUGAUGAAACAGAUAGGCCUAUGAGGAAAGUGACCGGGUCCGAGGACGUGGCCAGGAGAUUGGGAACCCAUGAAAAUGAUGACUCUUCCAAGGAGAGUAACAUAAAUUCCAGUUUUAUUAGUAAUAACAGCAGUACUUGUGGUAAUGGUGUGGUUGAUAAGGUCAAAGGAGCAGUUGGUUCUUGGUUCAGAAAAGGGGAUGAAUCCAAGGGAUCUCAGCAGUAAUUUGAUUCCUCAUUCGGUAAGUCAGGAAAUCGGCAUUACUGUUGACAGAAGACUUGGGGAGCCUGGCAAUUGGUACAAUCCUACUCCGAACUCAAACAUAAUUGUAUUUUCAGUGUUGUUUGCUUUGAUGUUUCUAUAUUUUGUAUGUGUAGAUAGUUUCUGAGUGGACAUCACUUUUUUAUGUUCCCCUUAAGGUGUAACAUCGUAGAUGUUA
Mangifera indica (mango) is the source of this 1867-nucleotide messenger RNA. RefSeq names its product low-temperature-induced 65 kDa protein-like. The coding region runs from base 190 to 1653 and encodes 487 amino acids. NCBI's taxonomy places the organism in Eukaryota, Viridiplantae, Streptophyta, Magnoliopsida, Sapindales, Anacardiaceae. Gene Ontology annotation, biological process: response to abscisic acid; response to stress. The record is from RefSeq and is a predicted model, not a curated record. The transcript is spliced from 5 exons.